AUGCCGGCUGCAGCUGUUGAUCUUUUGUUGUUCGCAUCGUUCCGCCCCGGCUGGUGUAGAGACGAGGACGCGUGCGAUGAACCAGGGCCUGCCGACGAAUCGACAAUAAUGAGCGUCUUCACAGAACCCACCGCUGCCCACAAGGGCAACGACCGGGCUCGAUUCCCCCUCUACCUACGAACGUCCAAGUUUUGGCUGCGACUCCUUCGCCCCUGGAAAUGGCGCAACCUGAAGAAGGACCGCGACAAGAACGGUAUCGUGCGAAGCGGAAGCGCCGACCUCGUGCGCACCACCACAAAGUGCCCGCCAUCGCCUUCGUUGCCAGAGCUGAAGCGCCACCAGAGCUACGACGAAGAGGCGAUGUGCACGAAGAACGGGCGGCUCAGCGCCGAUGUUUCUGAGCUGAGCGCCGCCCCGACCAAGUCGCACGACCACCUCAACGGCACCUUCGAUCAAGGCACCGAGACGUCGCCGAGCGUGUCCGUGAUCCGCGUCGAGGAGAACUUGCAGCUGAGCGCCCGUCAAGUCAUCAUCGUUCGUGACGGCCACAACGCCGCCAAACGCAGCCCGAGAAGCGAACCCGUCGACGCCGCCGUGGUCACCGACAGCAAGAAGUGGCCGGAAUCGCGGGAGGAGCUGCCGGCGGCGAAUC
Molecule: messenger RNA, 652 nt
Organism: Mesorhabditis spiculigera
Lineage: Eukaryota; Metazoa; Nematoda; Chromadorea; Rhabditida; Rhabditidae
Source: the annotation of a GenBank genome assembly